AUGAGCUUUCCAUCGAGAAAUCAAUCAAGAAAGAGAUCAUAUCAAGAGUCAAAUGAAAUAUUUGUUUUAGAAGAGCAAUCAAAAGAUAAAGAUAGAAAACCUAUCAUCAUUGAAGAUAUUGAUUUCGAUGAUUUAAAUUCAUUGAUAAACUUUAAUAGAGUUUAUCAUCUUUAUUAUCAAUGUUUGGAGAAUAGAGAUGAUAAAACGAGAUCACAAUGUGUUAGGUUCUUUGUUGAUUAUCACAAAUGGAAGUUUUUACAUUAUUUCGAUGUUGAAGGUUAUACCAAGUUCAUCGUAGAUGUAUUCUUUGAUCCUUCAUUAGAUGUCAUAAUCUAUGUAUUCAACAACAUGUUAUCAUUUAAAUCUGCUACUAAAUCAUUAAUCAAAGAUAUUUCCAAUCGAAUAACCAAUGAUAUAAGACAACUCGAAAUAGAUAAUAAUCAAUUAAAGAAGAGAUUUGAUAUCUAUACAGAGUGUUGUCUGUUCAGAAUAAAGAAAAUCAAAAGUAAAGAUCAUAACAAAUUGGGUAUGGUAAACAACAACAACAAUAUUGAGAAUAUUGUUAACACCAGAGAAAAAGAAAUAGGUAAUGGUGAUAGUAGUAAUAGUAUGACUAAAGAAAAAGUCUCAAAUAGAAUUAUAUCGGAUUUAUUGGUGGAUAGAAUCAUUUCAUUUUCAUUGAGAGAAGAUCAAGUUCAAUAUGGAGAGAAAAGAUAUCAAAUCGAAAAAGAAGAGUUGAACAACAAGUUUAUUUUGAAUUUUGCAUUGGUAUCGAAACAAUUCUUUAGAGUUGCAUCAAAGAAGAUGAACGAUAACUAUCACAAUAUGUUUGGAUAUGUCAAUGUUGAUAAUGAAUAUUCAUUAAUCAAAUCACCUCCAUUGUUCUUUGAUUACGAAUCGAUCAAGUUCAUCAGAUACGAUGAUAGUGCCGAACAAAUCACUCAAUUCUUUUCAAGAGUUGAAUUGUUCCAUAUUAAAUCAGAUGAAUACGAUGUUAAAAUCAAUGGUGCCUUCUCAAGAGAAUACAUUAAUGUUUCAAAUGAUAAUUCCUAUGAAGAUUUCUAUAGUGAUGUGAUUACAUGUGAUGGUUACUUGACAUACCUACCACCAAUGCCAAAUCUAAAGAAUAUCUUUGUGCAUGAAUACUUUGGAUACCAAAGUAACUACAGUUCAUUUCUAAUAUCGAUCUUUGAGAACACACCGAAUGUAGAUGGACAUGGUAUCGAAUCAUUCUAUAUCAAUAUCAAAAAAGAUUGGAACUCAACUCCAGAUGAUAAUAACUUGGAUUUCUUGCAACCACUGUUAUCAUUACACUCAAAGACAUUGAAAUCAGUCACACUUGAAUAUUAUCAUAUCUAUCGAGAGGGUGGACGUAAUCUUCUUUCUAGUUUGAAAAAGAUGCUUCCAACAAUCAAACAAUAUAAUUACUCUUUCAUUAUCUACGGAAACUUUAAAAAGUUGAGAUACGCAUGUCGCGAUAAUGAAGAUCUACAGAGUCACUUUCAUCAUCGUUAUGAUGAUUAUUCGACCAAUAAAAAUUAUAAUUCAUCUGUAAUAAGUUUAUAG
Molecule: messenger RNA, 1566 nt
Organism: Heterostelium album PN500
Lineage: Eukaryota; Evosea; Eumycetozoa; Acytosteliales; Acytosteliaceae
Exons: 3
Coding region: 1-1566 (521 amino acids)
Source: RefSeq, a predicted model, not a curated record